UAUACUACAUGUGAACUUUAUAAAUGGUAAAAAAAUGUGUCGUAUAAAAAUAAAUAUACCGUUUCACAAGUAAGAGAAAUAUCGAUCAGAUACUAAAUUGAUGUAUACUUCGAUACUUGUGAAAAAUAUAUGUAAUAAUUAGAUUUUUAGCUUGAAUAGUUUAGCGAGGCCUACUAUGUUUUUUUGUGAUAAACAAGUGAUUAACUAAUGACUUGCCAAGUGUGCGAUGUUUUAAUGAUAAUUUUUCGUCAUAUAAAAGUAUGUUUUUUACAAUUAUUAUACAUAUUACUUUUUCAAUAUCAGGGUAAAAUAAAACGCAUAUUAAAAUAAUAAUGUUAUACAUCUGUCUUCUCUUUGUAAAUAUCGUAUUUACUGUUCACUUUGGAAUCAAAAAGCUCAUGAACGUUUUUAAAACUUGUUGAAUUUUCACCCCAAGUUUUUUGCUUUCUUCAUCGAUUUAUUUUCAAUUACUCGAAACAAUGCAUUCAAUGAUCUAAAAAUUUUUACAAAUGAUCGGCUAGUCUCUUAGAUUCUUGGUAAACUCGUGCCAACAUUUUAAACUAAGAUAUUACGCGUUCAGCGACAUGCAUAGUUGAAUAAUACUUGAGUCACUAAAUUAUUAUUUUCACGAUUUCGUCUCAGAUAAAUAUUUGAAAAAUGCGAGCAGCCCAGAAAUGUGUAUUAUUGUUUCAUCACCGCUGUCACGCGAAUCAAGGCUUAUUGGGAAAAUUCUUAUGCAUUUCAAGUUCAUAUACAAAAUCGUUUCAUAGUGGUAUACGGUAUCAUACAGUUUCUUCUUAAUUUGUCCUUCAAUUUCUUGGCGAAAACUGAACUAUCUCUUAAAAAUCCUUGAAUUUACUUCCUCAACUUAAUACUCUCGAAAAAACCUCUAACAAUAAGCUUCUCGAACCGCUUCAUCAAAUAUUGACAUCGUGUUCCAAAAUUUUCUUCUCGUAUCAUAUACUGUCUACACCCCCAGAACUGAUUAUUCCGAUGGACUGCGAUUAUGCACAAAAAAGGGUAUCUACUUGCGUUUCAUACCCCAAUGACACACGCGCGCAGGUAAAAAGACACGCAAGUGGGGAUAGUUUGUGCUCAUGUUGCGACCAUCGCUCUAUUUCUGUCGAGCGCUUCAGUCUAUCGUUUAGCCUCUGCUCGUGUCAUCAUAUUUUUACUUGAAGCAAAGUUUAAAAAUUCCCCCACCUUAGUGAAAAAAGCAAGCAUUUUUUCCAAAAUAGAGCACUGUGAUAAAAAUAACUAAAAGCAAAAGUUAUUCCAAAUCAAUCUAGCUCUUUGAGCAAUAAUCUUAUUUAAAAAACUCCAUUUUGUCACAUAGUUAUUUAGUGUUGAGUGUGAAUUGAUCAGAUUAACGUGAAAAUGUUUUGGCCAGUCGAGCCAGACGAGGAUGAAGAAGCACUCCUCAGCAGUCCUGCUCUCAUGUCCAGGAGAGCUUCAGAAUCGUGGAUCGACACACCACCUGUUGAGGCAAUGCCAAUGAACUUUGGUCUGCAAAGGAAGAAGUCACUGCCGGACGUGGCGCAACCCAUACAACUCGCAGCAACGGCGCCUCUUUCCAGGGAAGAGGUCAGCGCACUGAGCAGCAUGAGGCGCGAGGAAAUCCGAAGACAAUACGACGAACACGAGAGACUCAGGGCCAAUCCUCUGCUAUAUCUAGUCAGUCCUCAAGUCAAAGACUGGUUUUCUCGUCAACAAAUGGUGCUUCUCAUCUUCAUUGUCAAUAUUUCAUUGAUUGUGAUGUUCGUGAGACUGUUGACGUAGCAUAUAGAGGCAGGUGACCAUAGGCUUGAAUGUCGAGUCGUCGAAGUCACUUGAAGAAUUUGAAAACGACGAAAGGAUAAUUACGAAUUAUAUUUAUACGCAGAAACUGACUCAAGUAUCAGACAAAUCUUAGACAAUGAACGAUGGGACGAGUAUUUCAAGCCGCAUCGAUGUGACAAAAAGAAACGAACUUUUCUAACGAUUCGGAAAAAAGAAGAAUCGAAAACUUAAGCGCACAAAAAACACAAUUUAGCAAAAUAAGAAUUUCAAAUAAAUUUAAAAAAGGAAAAAAAUUAUGUUAUUAAACUGUUGAGCCAUCGACGAUCGUUUUAAACCGUGACUGUUACUUAAUUGAUCGACGUCGGAUCUUCGAAGUUGUAUCGAAGGUUUUUAGUGUUGUGAAGUGGCACGCAGUGCGAUGCCAAUAACGGGACUUUAUAAAUAAUAAAUUGUAUUGUUAUUUAACUGUAUCGACAAAAGAAACUUUUAUCUUGAGACGGACACAAAACUAUUGUAGCGGAGAAAUAUUAAGCCCAUACUGAUCGACUGAUGAAGCUAUUUGUAAUAUAUUAUUAAUUAAUUGAUAAUGAUAAAUAUAUUGAAUAAUAAAAAAAUGAAGCCAAAUGCGUGAAGAAAUGUUGAUAUUUAUAAUGCAAAAAAGAAAGAGGAACAAUAUAAUGAGCAUAUCGCCAGGUCGUUUUUAGCACGUUAUUAAGCAUAAAGUAUGUAAAAUAUUUAUAGUUAAUACGAGUCGAAGCGACGAAAAAAAUAAAAUAAUAAAAAAGAAUGUACUUGAAAUAUUUUAUGAAAUCAAAUGAUCGUCAACUGCACAACAUUUGUAACUUUGCCGCUAUGUUAUUUUACGAUUUUAUUAUAAAUACGUAUUCGUAUAAAUAUACUUAAUAGAUAUAUAUUUCUUGACGAAGCCAAACGACAAAGUCGCUCGUUGUCGUUGUAAUUCACAAAAACGUACCUUUGAAUAAACUUAUAUACAUAUAAAUUAUAAAUAUAUAUAUAGAUUAUAUUGCAACACAGCCAGAACAAUGGUCAAAGAUUUUAUUCUACAACGUUUAUAAAAAAUCAUAUUUGAUGGAAGCAAGAAUUCAGUCUGAUUCUAUGGCGUUUUUUCCUUUUUUAUAUUAUAUAUUAUGCAAAUAUUACAAUGCAUUUUCUAUAUUCCGUCGCUUCAUGGCGACUUGCACAAUAUUUACAAGAUUUCCUAUUUAUUCAUAGGGAAAAAUACAAAAUUUGCAUAUUCUGGUCAAAGCAGUGAAAGAUCCAAAAGAUGGGUAUCAAAAAUUAAAAAAAACGCCAUGGGAUGAGAAAACAUUUUUUCUACCAAUUCAAAUUUAGAGAGAACGUUUUCCUAUAAACAAGUGUUUCACCGCGCGCUACACAAAAGACAGAUUAUAAUAAUUAUAAAGAAAAAGUAAAAUUUAUUGGGAAUGCACGUGUGCAUGCAACUGUGAAUUUGAGUGUGAGUCCGAAAGAUAUUACAAGUGUGAGUAUAAUAAACUAUAAAACUGAAUUGAAACAUGUAAAUUAAAAAUUAAUCUCUUGAUUGACUUUAAACCUUGCAAUUUUUUAAAAAACGUUAUGAAGAUUAGAAUUGGAAAUAGCAACUAUUCAUGGAAAAAAACUCGCUAUAAGUAAGUGUAUAUCGAACGCUGGUAAAUAGCUGAGUUUUCGUUUGGCGUUUGCCGUGUGAUAAUAAAAAUAAAUUGAACCACCUCGAGAGUCUAUAAUCGUUUGCAAAAACAAAAAUGUAUUUAUCCAUCACACGAAAAUAUGGUGCUUUUGAAAACCCCUGAUUGCUUUGUGCUCAUUUAUCAGCGUUCUUUAGGGCGAACGAAAUACGUAACCAUUUUUAGAUUCCUUGUUAAUUGAAGAUCGCAAUUUAGGAAAUUACACGGUUUGAUAUAUGCAAUUAAACGUUAUCAUGUACAUCUGAAUGAAACAAAGCAAUUUAAUUACUAUAAUUGGGCUUAACAAAAGUAUCGAUGUUUUUUGGGUAUCUCGUGCCUUCUAUGCCUUCCUGAAUAAAUGCAGAUAACUAAUUUGAAAUCCAUGCAAUCAGCUCUGCUUAAUAAUGAAACAAAUUAACAAAAUUAUCUUGACUUAUUAAAUUCGAAUCAAUUCUAUAAUAUGACAAGCCAAGCUUGCAUUGCAUAUGAGCUGUUUCGAAAUUGUUACAUGAAAGUAAAACUCUCGCUUUUCAGAUGAUUAUCAUCAUGAUGAUAUCAUGACUGUGUACUUUUUUAAAUCUAAAACGAUAAUUAGAUAAAUAAAAUCAAUAAGUGUCAAGAUAAAAAACUUCAAAAUUU
Molecule: messenger RNA, 4103 nt
Organism: Trichogramma pretiosum
Lineage: Eukaryota; Metazoa; Arthropoda; Insecta; Hymenoptera; Trichogrammatidae
Exons: 3
Coding region: 1378-1779 (133 amino acids)
Source: RefSeq, a predicted model, not a curated record